Piliocolobus tephrosceles (Ugandan red Colobus) is the source of this 1407-nucleotide messenger RNA. It is a transcript of the gene TMEM151A, whose product is annotated as transmembrane protein 151A. The record is from RefSeq and is a predicted model, not a curated record. NCBI's taxonomy places the organism in Eukaryota, Metazoa, Chordata, Mammalia, Primates, Cercopithecidae. The transcript has 2 exons. Bases 1 to 1407 code for a protein of 468 amino acids.
AUGCCCGAGGACGGCGCUGGCGACGGCGGGGAGGUGCCCGCGCUCAUCCCUGACGGCGAGCCGCUGCGGGAAGAGCAGCGGCCCCUGAAACAGUCCCUGGGAAGCUCCCUGUGCCGCGAAUCGCACUGGAAGUGCCUGCUCCUCACGCUGCUCAUCCAUGCCUGCGGGGCCGUGGUGGCCUGGUGUCGCCUGGCCACAGUGCCGCGGCUGGUCCUGGGGCCCGAGGCUGCCUUGGCCCGAGGAGCCGGUGGCCCGCCACCCACCUACCCGGCCAGCCCCUGCUCCGAUGGCUACCUGUACAUCCCGCUGGCCUUCGUCUCCCUGCUCUACCUCCUCUACCUGGCCGAGUGCUGGCACUGUCACGUGCGGUCCUGCCAGGCGCCACGCACCGACGCCCACACCGUGCUGGCGCUGAUCCGCCGCCUGCAGCAGGCGCCGCCGUGCGUCUGGUGGAAGGCCACCAGCUACCACUACGUGCGGCGCACCCGCCAGAUCACACGCUACCGCAACGGCGACGCCUACACCACCACGCAGGUGUACCAUGAGCGCGCCGACAGCCGCACGGCCCGCGGCGAGUUUGACUACUCGGCUCACGGCGUCCGCGACGUCUCGAAGGAGCUGGUGGGGUUGGCGGAGCACGCGGCCACGCGGCUGCGCUUCACCAAGUGCUUCAGCUUCGGCAGCGCGGAGGCCGAGGCCUCGUACCUCACGCAGCGGGCGCGCUUCUUCAGCGCCAACGAGGGCCUGGACGACUACCUGGAGGCGCGCGAGGGCAUGCACCUGAAGGACGUGGACUUCCGCGAGUCGCUCAUGGUCUUCGCCGACCCCCGCAGCCCGCCCUGGUACGCUCGCGCCUGGGUCUUCUGGCUCGUGUCGGCGGCCACGCUGUCGUGGCCCCUGCGCGUCGUGGCCGCCUAUGGAACGGCCCACGUGCACUACCAGGUGGAGAAGCUCUUCGGCGCCAGCUCGCCCCCGCCCGGGGCCGUGCCCAGCGGUCCCCCGCUGUCCCGCGUGGCCACAGUGGACUUCACUGAGCUCGAGUGGCACAUCUGCUCCAACCGGCAGUUGGUGCCCAGCUACUCGGAGGCCGUGGUCAUGGGCGCGGGCUCGGGCGCCUACCUCAGAGGCUGCCAGCGCUGCCGUCGCUCCGUCAGCAGCAACUCGCUGCCCCCCGCCCGGCCCAGCGGGCCCCGUCUGCCCUUCAGCCGCAGCCGCCUCUCACUGGGCGCUGGGGGCCGGGCCACGCCAGGGGUCUUCCGCAGCCUGAGCGGGGGGCCCCUGGGGCGCCGUGGAGAGGACACGGAACCCCUCGAGAGCCCGCCCUGCUAUGAGGACGCCCUCUACUUCCCGGUGCUCAUUGUCCACGGAGACAGCGGCUGCCAGGGGGAUGGGCAGGGUGCGCUCUGA